UAGCAAAGCAGAAAAGAUAUUAAUAAUAAUUGAGAGCUCAACCCUGAUCUGCUGUAUCGCACACAGAGAGACUACGCUCUCUGAGUUCCGAGCUCCGAACAGUCAGAGAGAGAGAGAGAGAGAGAGAGAGAGAGAGAGAUGGGGACCGAGAAGCGGCACCAGAUGAUGCAGAACCUGUUCGGCGAUCAAUCGGAGGAGGAGGAAGAGAUUGAUUCCGAGCACGAGUCUAAUCCUCCUCCCAAUUACGCCUCUGAUGAAGCAGAGGGUGGGCUGGAGCCUGAAGGCGAAAUUGAAGUGGAGGGGCCUGGGGAGGCUGAAGUAGAGAGUGAAGGUGAGUUGGUUGAAGUAGAACCUGAUCCGGGGGAAAGCGAGGGUGAAAGAGAUCAGAGUUCUCAAGAAGUAGAAGUCGGUGAUCAAAGAGAUGAAAUUGGAGGAAAAGAGACUGACAGUGAUGAAAAGGAAGAUUAUGGUCAAAGAGUGGUAACAAGCAAGAGACGCGAUGUGAUUGAAAGUGGAUCCGAGAGAUCCGAGGAAAACCAUUAUCCUGACAAUGACGAAGAGGAAGUUGAUCAGGGUAGAAGUCAAAGUGGAUCGCCUGGGGAAGGAAAAGAUCAGACCCAUGUUUCAAAUUCAGCCGUUCGUGAUGUUUUUGGUGAGUCUGAUGAUGAAGAAGAAGCUCCUGAGUAUGCAGCUCACAAUGACAUUGAGCAAGAUUUAAUUAACCCUAUGGAAGAGGAAGGGACCUACGGAAAGAGUCCAAGACCAGAGGAUUUAGUGCCUGAUGAAGAUGCUCGUUAUGAGUCAGAAGAGGAAAACAUUGAGUCUAGAAUUAAAGAGAAGCCUGUUGGUCCACCAUUGGAGCUAGAGAUUCCAUUACGUCCACCUCCAGCUCGUCCAGAGAGGAUGAACAUGAUUAAAGUUUCUAAUAUAAUGGGCAUUGACCAAAAACCAUUUGAUCCUAAAACAUUUGUGGAAGAGGAUAUUUUUGUGACAGAUGAAUCUGGAUCUAAGAAACGUAUACGCUUAGAGAACAAUAUUGUGCGCUGGAGGACUGUUAGAAAUCCAGAUGGCACAACAUCUCGUGAAAGCAAUACACGCUUUGUGAGAUGGUCAGACGGCAGUUUGCAGUUAUUAAUUGGGAAUGAAGUUCUUGACAUAUCCGUGCAAGAUGGACAACAUGAUCAAUCACAUCUUUUUCUUAGACACGGAAAGGGAAUUCUCCAAUCUCAAGGAAGGAUUUUAAAAAAGAUGAGGUUUAUGCCGUCAUCUUUGUCAUCAAAUUCUCAUAGACUGCUGACUGCUCUUGUUGACUCAAGGCAUAAAAAGGUUUAUAAGGUUAAGAACUGCAUCACUGACAUUGAUCCUGAGAGGGAAAAAGAGGAAAAAGAAAAGGCUGAAAGUCAAAACAUCAGAGCUAAUGUACUUCUUAAUCGGAAGAGGGAAAAAGUGAACCGGAAAUAUACCCCAAAUGUAGACAGGAGGCGCCAACUUUCUCCUGGGUUCUUGGAGGAUGCUCUUGAUGAGGAUGAUGAGACGGAUUAUUAUGAUUCAAGACGUUCUCGCCGCCGCUUUGAGGAAGAUUUGGAAGUUGAAGCUCGAGCUGAGAAACGCAUUCUAAAUGCUAAAAAGUCACAGGGACCAAAAGACAUCCCUCGCAAGUCAUCUCUGCCAACUGCUAAAUCUUCUCGACGCCCAGUGGAUUUCUCUGACAGUGAACGAGAGGAGUCUGAGUAUGAAAGUGAUGGGGAGGAAGACGAGAGGUCUCCCCCACGUAAAAGAGCUGAGGAGCCGGUGCAAGAGUAUGAAGAAGAGGAAGAAGAGGAAGAACAUGAUGAACAAGAGGCAGAAGUGAAUGAAGCAUCGGAGGAGGAAGAGGAGGAGGAAGCUGAGGAGCCAAAACAGAAGGGUAGGGAGUUUGGAGGCAGUCUCAAGCGCAAGGGGAUUGAGUCAGAUGAGGACUCUCCUCCAAGAAAGACUACAUCCCAUCGCCGAAUGGCAGUUGUUUAUGAUAGUGAUGAGGAAUGAAACUUGCUUCAGAAAAGAAUUCCAUAACUGAACACUUGAUAAUGAAUCAGAGAUGAACCACGUUUGCAAUUGGGGUUGGGAUAACCGUUGCAUAUUGUUGAUAAGACUGUUAGUUGUAGCAAAAGCAAAUGUUGGCUCCCGUUUUCCCCCAUUUUCAAAGUUUGUUAAUCUUAACGUGGCUGUGUAUAUGAAUAAGGAUUUGUAUUUUAUUAUGUAGGAGGAGAUGUUGUGAACUGAAUCAGUGUUCUCCAUCAUUUUUUCCCCUAAAUUAAUUCUGAAUUUUUUUUUUGAGUUAACUCUUACCAUUUGUAAUAACUACUAAAAUUAGUAAUGGGUACUUUGUGAUGGUCGAAGAAUAUUGUACAAGGCUUAUCGUUAUUUUUAUUA
Quercus lobata is the source of this 2412-nucleotide messenger RNA. RefSeq names its product leo1-like family protein (gene VIP4). The transcript has 12 exons. Gene Ontology annotation, molecular function: RNA polymerase II C-terminal domain phosphoserine binding. The record is from RefSeq and is a predicted model, not a curated record. Gene Ontology annotation, biological process: transcription elongation by RNA polymerase II; positive regulation of transcription elongation by RNA polymerase II. Bases 139 to 2025 code for a protein of 628 amino acids. Gene Ontology annotation, cellular component: nucleus; Cdc73/Paf1 complex. NCBI's taxonomy places the organism in Eukaryota, Viridiplantae, Streptophyta, Magnoliopsida, Fagales, Fagaceae.